GGUCAUCAGACUCGGGCGACUACAAAGAGCGGCCGCCAAAACCCCACCGGCUGAGAGGACAACUCCGCGGCCUGCAGGUCCCGCCUGGCUGGGCGCAGUCCCGCCACGCCGCGCGCCACGUGAGGCGGAGCCUGCCCGCGCAGCGGCGCGCGCACUCCCGGGCCUCGCGUCGCGUGACUUGGCCGGGGCCCGCUCGCGCCACUUCCGACUCAUCCCUGGGUUCAGGUUCCGGGGCGCCGCGGAGCUCGCGGCCCGUGCACCGCGCGCGGUGUUCUGGGGAAUCCAGCGCCAAGCGCCGCGCGGCCGCCAGGAUGGACGAGGCUGGAGCGGCAGUGGCCACGGCGGGGGAGGCCGAACUGAACUGGUCCCGCCUCAGCAUGUCCCCCGAGAAGCUGGAGUCCGAGCUGGAAGCGCGAGGCGAGGAGAGGCGCGGCGCUCGGGAGGCGCUGCUGCGUCUUCUGCUGCCUCACAACCAUCUGGUGUCGCUGCCACGGGCGCUGGGCAGUGGCUUCCAGCACCUCCAGCUGCUGGACGUGAGCGGCAACGCGUUGACCACUCUCGGAUCGGAGCUGCUGUCCCUGCGCGGCCUACGCACGCUGCUAGCCAAGAACAACCGGCUCGGCGGGCCCAGCGCACUGCCCAAGGGCCUGGCCCAGUCGCCGCUAUGCCGCAGCCUCCAGGUGCUCAACCUCAGCGGCAACUGUUUCCAGGAAAUGCCUGCCUCGCUGCUGGAGCUGCGUGCGCUGCAGACCCUGAGCAUGGGCGGCAACCAGCUGCAGAGCAUCCCGGCCGAGAUCGAGAACUUGCGGAGUUUAGAAAGUUUAUAUCUUGGAGGAAACUUCAUCAAAGAAAUCCCACCAGAAUUAGCAAAUCUGCCUUUUCUGACUUACUUGGUAUUAUGUGACAACAAAAUCCAAAGUGUGCCUCCUCAGCUUUCACAGUUGCAUUCUCUUCGUUCCCUCAGUCUUCACAACAACUUGUUGACUUAUCUCCCUCGAGAGAUCCUCAGCCUUAUUCAUUUGGAAGAGUUGAGUUUACGAGGAAAUCCAUUGGUUGUUCGUUUCGUUAGAGAUUUAACCUACGACCCUCCAACUCUCUUGGAACUAGCUGCACGGACCAUUAAAAUUCGAAAUAUCUCCUACACUCCCUAUGAUCUUCCUGGGAAUCUUCUUAGAUACUUGGGGUUAGCCACCAAUUGCCCAAACCCAAAAUGUGGAGGAGUCUACUUUGACUGCUGUGUCAGACAGAUUAAAUUUGUGGACUUCUGUGGGAAGUACCGCCUCCCGCUGAUGCACUACUUGUGUUCUCCAGAGUGCUCUUCCCCUUGCAGUUCUGCCUCUCACAGCUCCACAUCCCAGAGCGAAUCUGACUCAGAAGAUGAGGCUAGUGUUGCCGCACACAGAAUGCAGAAAGUUCUUCUUGGUUGAACAAGGAUGCGGGGUGGUGUGAAAUACUAAAAACUAAGCAAAGGUGGUUACAAAAGAAAAUAGAGCUUGAAUUUCACUAGAAACCUUAUCUUCAUCCUGAGUAUCAAUGAAAGAAUCAGGGAUGAUGUGAAGCAUUCUGUUUCAUCUGCCUAUUCAGCAGGAAUGAGUCCUGUUCCAUGUUGGGAUUCUUUGAGUACAAUUUACUCUGAAUGGCAGUUCUAAAUUUGGCGGAUCAUUUGCAAUUUUCAUUCUAGUUUUGCAUCAGUCACAUAGUAGAAUGAAGCAUUCCAAGGAGCUGAGCUAUAAAAAGCCAUGAGUAGUGUUAACUUGUGGCAGUUGGGAUGAUGAAAGCAAGAAAUUACCAAAGCUCUAGUUAUCACCAAAGUUGUCCUAGGGUUUAGGAACACUAUACCAUAAUCAGGAUUAGCCUUCCCUUCUUUGUUUCCCAUGUGUUUAGAUUACACAGCUAUUCAGAUAAACUCAGAGAUGUUACAUAGGACCUAAACUUUUCUGAACAAUUACUGGUAGAGUAAGGGAUGUAAUUUUUAAGUGGGAUAUUAAAACUCUUCAGUUCUUCUUUGUUCUGUAUGUUUGUUAUUAACAUGUAAUCCAUCACUGUAACUGUUACAUGCCUUUGCCUUAAUCCUAGCAAGGAUACAGAAAGUUAUUUAAGAAAUAAUGCCAGAGUAACCUAAACUAUGACAUACUAUACAGAAUACUUCAAAAUAUGCUUUUUUUUUGGAGACAGAGUCUCACUUUGUCACCCUUGGUAGAGUGUCGUGAUGUCAUGGCUCGCAGCAAUCUCAAACUCUUGGGCUCAAGCGAUUCUCUUGCCUCAGCCUCCCAUGUAGCUAGGACUACAGGUACCUGCCACAAUGCCUGGCUAUUUUUAGAGACGAGGUCUUGCUCUGGCUCAGGCUGGUCUCAAACCUGUGAGCUCAGGCAAUCCACCCGCCUCAGCCUCCCAGAUUACAGGCGUGAGCCACCGCAUCUGGCCCAUAAAAUAUGCUUUAAUAGAACUACAUAAACAACUGUAUCUCCACUAUCCGAUGUCAUGGCCAUUUUAACUUCAUUUUUUUUUUUUUUUUUUUUGGUUUAAAUGUAUAGUAAAUCUCUUGUAAGCAUAUCACUUUUGCAAUUAAUGGGAGGCCACAAUCUUAAUUAAUCUUUUUGGCAGAAAAUUCUGGAAGAGAUGCAAGUUAGGAAAACUUUAUAUCUUAUAUCUAAAUGAGUGGACAAAAAAGUGAUUCUUUUGCCUAUGUCAUCUGCUGAACUAUAACUUUCUAUAAAAAACUUGACAAGCCAAAUAAAAUUGGAGGAACUCUUUAUACACAAUAUAACAGUUUCCAAAACUACUUUAAUCAUGGAAUACGUUUUGAAAAUAAAGGAUUGAUAAAAUAGAAAAAAAUGUAUUAAAUAUUUGUAUCCUUAAAGUAUAGCAGAAAAAAGUUUUUACAAAUAAAUUAGCAGUAGAACUUAUCAAAUGUUUAUUAACUAGUUUAAUAUGUAAUAAAUAUUGAAUAGCACAACUAUAAGUUGAUAUUAUAAAGUGCAUAAUGCUUACUAUAAUUAUUAGAUAACCAAUCUAUAAUAACAUGAUUUUUUUGGUAACUGCUUAAUAUGCAAUAAUACACACAUUAGAGAAGUGUUAGAACUUAUCUGUAUGAUUUCUUCUCUGACUUCUGGCAUUCUUGACAGGGCACACCACAUCAUACUUUUUUUUUUUUUUUUUUUGAUAUCUCAAGAUCAUUUAUUAUGGGCACACUAUUUCUAAAAAACAGAUUAUUGUAUGAUAUAUAUAUGUAUUGGGGUUUUUAUAUAAUUUUUUGUUUUAGAAGAUUCUAUAGUGUAGGAUUAUUUAGGGUUUAUGUGUUUAUUUGUAUGUUAAUUCAUGAAACUUCAUGAGAGUUUCAUGAACUGCAGUUGUGGGACGCUGCUAUAGAGUGAAUCCCCUCACCUUCACCUUGAUAAAAUGUAGUUUUUUUUUGUUUUUUUUUGGUUCAGAAAUGUUCUAUGUCCGUAGAAGUUAUCUAAUGUUUCUACUGCCUAGUGAAGUAACACAUGAGUGAUUAUAUCAUAAAAUAGAGGUAGUAAAUUUUGCUUACUUCUCCAUGUGAGCCACAGCAUGCUGCAAAACUUCAUAAUUAUGAAAGGUAAAGUUGACUUAGGCCACACCUAAAGAUCAACCUAAAAUGUUUUUAAGGGACUUAGUUGAGAUACUUAAAAUAUUUUUGUAGAAAAUAUAUUCAUAUUAAAAUACCUAAAUUGAUAGGACCAAAUUUUUCUGGCUUAAAUAGCUCUGCUUAUUUUCUAAUUAAUUACCAGCUUGACCUAAGUAACAGCUUCAAUAGUCUUCUAAGAGUUAAUCUUUGUAAAAUAAAUUGGUAGGUAUGUAAAUACAGUAUUUAACCUUUCAUACUCUUUCUGGCUUCCCAGGAAGAAGGUAUACUGCUUCAUCUUUUAGAGAUAUUUUAAUAAGUAGGUCCAACCAGAAAUACUUGCUAACCUUUGCUAUGUAAUGUAAGUACAUACUACAGUGUUCUUUGAACAUAAUGUGUUUCUGUCUGUGUACAGUUGAAAAUUCUGUGGGAUUACUGUGCCACUGUCUUGGUAACUUUUAAUGCAAUCUACAUUUUAACUGUUAGUUUUAUCUUUUAAAAAAAUCUUUGACCUAACCUUUUAUAAGAGCUGCUAAUAAUUUCUAAGAUUUUCCUUGUUUUCUUUCCCUGCCUUCCCUUUUUUCAAAACUGAUGAUUAUAAAAAUUUUUAAUCAGAAAGUGAGAUACAAGGGAUUCAAUUAUCUAGAUACCAUCUAAUCAGAUCUUAAGUCACAUAGCUAUAUAUUUAAAAUGAUAGUCUCUUUAGUUCUUAAGUCACAUGUUUGUGUUUAAUUACUGUUGAACUUUAAUUGGCUUUUUAAAAUACAUUUACAGAUUCAGCAAUGUCUAAUUUUCAUAAUGAAAUAAGUUUUGAUACCGCUCUACUUGCUCUACUUGGAUGAUUUUAGUGACCAAAACUGUGACUAAAACUACUUCAGCAAAACAUUAACAUAUUUAGAAAGGAAUUCUUAGUACUAAUUGGAAUUGGAAUUGGAAUAAAUACAUUAUUAAUUCUUGGUAGUCUUUAUUUCUAGAACCCAUUUCUCUCAGCAUCUCCAAACUGAGUUGGUGAGAUAAUCUUAGGAUAUUAGAAGAUAGGAGUUAAUAUAAUAUUUUGAUUCUGUGGUUCCAGGGAUUGGCUGACACAAAGACCAGCUGGUCAGGGUUCUCAGUAUUCCUGUAUUUUGAUUAUUGGAGAUAGAUCCAAAAGGGACUGGUCAUAUUGUACUUCUAAAUGUGUGUGGAAGAUGUCUCUUGUUAUAAAAUUCUUAAUAUUUAGAACCUUGUUACCACAUUUAAAAGUAAAGAUUUGUAUUGUAAACUAUACCUUCAAUUUGAGAAAUUUUUGUGUUGAUGUAAAUAAAAGUAAAGGUAGUCCAUAAUAGUGCAUUGUAAUACUGCAGAUCAGUUCUACCAUGUUAUAAAUAUCACAUUUAAACAAAAGAAUGUAAGGCUGAUUGCUGGAGUGCUAAAUAAAAUUUUUAAAAGCAACAAAGGGCUGGGAAAGAAAAGUCAUCAGACACCUAGGGAUAUUCCUGAGCCAAAAAAGCCCUUAAAGUAAUAGCGAACUUUUUAAAAUUUAAGUUAUUAAGUGGCCUUACUGACUACCAUUUGAAAGCCUUUAUCACUCACUAAGUUUAUUCAGCUUCUGCUGUUGGGAGAUUAUCCAUAUCCCUCCACAAUGAAGGGCCAGCACGUAAUAGGAUUUCUUUACAGCCAGCCUUACUCUCCAAAGGGAGAAAGUAAUACCUCAUUAACCUGGAAUUCAUGCUACAGCUGGUAGCCUUGGUUAAUGUUUACCUUUCAUUAUAUAAAAAAGUAAAAACACUAAGCAAGUAGUGCAAAUAAAGUGAUCAUUGAAAACAUUUUAGUAGUAGCUACUUAAGAAGUUAAUGGUUAUUUUUCCUACAUCUUAGUAAGAUCCCGUAUAGAUAGAUUAGUUGGAUGGAUAUAUAAGAUAAGUUAUGCUGCAUUUUCUUUUUGAGACAGAAUUUUACUUUUGUCACCCUUGGUAGAGUGCAAUAGCAUCACAGCUCACAGCAACCUCAAACUCUUGGGCUUAAGCGAUUCUCUUGCCUCAGCCUCCCAAGUAACUGGGACUACAGGCACCCGCCACAAUGCCCAGCUAUUUUCUUUAGAGAUGGGGUUUCACCUUUGCUCAAUAGGCUGGUCUCGAAUAUGUGAGCUCAGGCAAUCUACCUGCCUCAGCCUCCCAAGUGUUAGGAUUACAGGCGUGAGGCCUCACAUUUAGUUAGAAGUAUCUAAUUUUUAGCUAAAAGAUCCAAAAGAAGAGAUCUUUUGUCUUUAUGUCAGUAUAAAUACUACUUACUCCCUAUUUAGUCUAAAGUAAUGAGCUUUUAAGUUGUUCCGAGCGUUUAACAACAGUAGAAGCUAUUACAUAGGUUUUUAGAUAGUGUGACCUGUAAUAUGUAUUUCUGAGACCCUCUAUAUUGGGGAAAAAGUACUUGACCUUCACCAUUUCUAUGUUAAGCUAUACCCUGUAUAACAUGAAUGAAUUUAAUAGUGCAUGAUUUUGUAUUUUCAUUGUCAUUAGUGUGACCUGUAAUAAGUAUUUCUGAGACCCUCUAUAUUGGGAAAAAAGUACUUGACCUUCACCAUUUCUAUGUUAAUGAAUUAAUUUAAUAGUGCACAAUUUUGUAUUUUCAUUGUCUUGAUGCUUUUAAAGAUAGCAGUGAUUUCAGUUAUGGUUAGAAAGUGUGUGCCUUAAAUCCUCCACUGUAGACCCAAAGUUUUGGAAUGGUAAAUUUGGUGAGUUGUUUGUAACAGCCUCGUGCCUUUUUGAAUUUGACUUGAGGGAGAAAGACUGAUGCUAAGAGAUUCCUAAUGGCUUGAUGUGUAGAGUCUAGGUCUAAGUGGGGGAGGGAGGAACUCAAUCAUGCUUUGUCCCGGAAGGUCAAAGCCAUAAGGAUCAGGGUCCCCUGAAAUAAAGUCAGUGAAAGGUAUAUUCUCUAAUAUUUUAUUUUAAAAAUGUAACUGGUGCCACCAAAGGAUGACAGCAAUUUCGGAUCAUCUUAAUAUUUAUAGCAUCAUAUGAAGAUAUUAUUAUUAUGGGGCCUACUGUAUUUUGCCACUGGUCUCCUUUGUAGUAGUAUAGGUUGGAAAGGUGAUGUGUUAUAAUGUUUUUGCUUGUAAACAUCUCCAUUCUUUGUCUAUUUCUCCUUGGUUCAUAUGUACUAAGAAUUAUGUAAAAAAUAACAAUUCACUAACAUUAUACAUUAUUGAACAUUCACAGGGUAAUACUGAUUUGGGUGCUACUAAACUUUUAACUACCAUUGAUCAGUCUCAAUAAUUCUUAUGGACAGUAUUCAAUCUAAUAAAUAUUAAAAUCUAUAAGUUUAAUGAAGGUUAUUUAUAUACAGUCAUGUCAGAAAGCCAUAGUAGAAAGACCAUCUGCAUUCACCAGAACUUAAUCUGUUCAUUUGGCUGUCACUAUAUUGCGUAAGACUGUUUUGUUAUAAAUUUCAGCUGGGAGAAGAUGCUAGGGGUAAGAUGGACAUUGCUACAACAAAACCUUACAAAAUUGCUUAAUUCUGUCUACAAUUGAUUUUUAAGAGAAUCCUUUUACUAACUUAAAUGAUUCACAUUGAUGUGUUCUUGAGAAAGAAUAUUAACCCCAGCAGUCACUUUACAACAACCAUGUAAAGACUUGUGUGCCAGCAGUUGAGGUUCUUUGCAUUUCUGAGCCCAUUUUGUGUGAGAAACAAAGAAAGAAGAAAAUGGAGAAAAUUUUAGAAUAACUAGUAUUUUAACUUUUCAGAAAGUUUGGAACUUCAAAGUAUCAACAAAGGAUACAAAAAAAAAGAUACAUAGACUUUUAAUCAGAUUAGUUUUUUUGCUCCAAUUUCUUAAUUUUCUAUAUUUGAAAUCUUGUGAAUUAGGAAGGUGUACAACUAUAGAUACAGAGAUAAUUACAGCUUAGUGGUAAAAAUAAAUGUUAUUCAGCAAAACAAUUAAGUUUUGGUUUGAGAUGAUAUAGUUUAUUGUGUCAAAUUUAUAUACUGCCUUGUAAUUGUAACUGUUCUAAAAAGAAUAGGCUACUUCAACUCUAGUGCCCCCCCACAACAUACAAGAGAAUGUGAUCUUCUAUUAACAAAUCCUCUGUAUGAAUUUUGCCUUAUUGAACAAUGUGCCUUAUUAAAAAUGUUUUUGUUGGAAUUCAUUUCUAUAUUGUGUAAAAGUAACCGUAUUUUAGUCUUAAUUGAUGAGCAUUUACUUUUAAAAAAAUCUAAAAUUUAUAUAAUA
This is a messenger RNA of Nycticebus coucang (slow loris), 7789 nucleotides long. RefSeq names its product leucine rich repeat containing 58 (gene LRRC58). Lineage: Eukaryota; Metazoa; Chordata; Mammalia; Primates; Lorisidae. The record is from RefSeq and is a predicted model, not a curated record. The coding region runs from base 312 to 1427 and encodes 371 amino acids. Gene Ontology annotation, molecular function: protein binding. The transcript is spliced from 4 exons.